AUGUCGAGAACGUCCGGGAAAUGGACACUCUGGGGUACCUCUGUCACGGACUCCGGGGGUAAAGUAUGGGUCCACUAUGGGGGAGUGUCAGCCGCUCGGCUCAAUUCGGUCGGAGUUUAUUUAUUAUUACCGGUAACUACGAUGGCCUCAUCCUCACAGUCCCUACCCCCAGCUGAAUUACCGACGUCCAUGAUGCAGGCUGUUGUUGUAGAAGGUCGUGAUCGUGGUGGUGGUACGGUGAUUGUGGCUGACGGUGUUGAGGCUAAUGUGUCAGCUAUCACGGGGUGUGCGAAAGACGCCGGGGGCAGGAUGGGCGGGAGGGGCGGGACUUCGGGAGGAAGAAGGUACACAGCCAGUGAGAAUCACAGCUGA
Molecule: messenger RNA, 372 nt
Organism: Suillus clintonianus
Lineage: Eukaryota; Fungi; Basidiomycota; Agaricomycetes; Boletales; Suillaceae
Exons: 2
Coding region: 1-372 (123 amino acids)
Source: RefSeq, a predicted model, not a curated record